Molecule: messenger RNA, 468 nt
Organism: Acanthoscelides obtectus
Lineage: Eukaryota; Metazoa; Arthropoda; Insecta; Coleoptera; Chrysomelidae
Source: the annotation of a GenBank genome assembly
AUGUUUGGAUUAACGCGUACAAUGGUCCAAGAACUCGCAUUCGGAUUGGCUGAAAAGAAUAGCUUUUCACACAGUUUUAAUAAAGAUAACGGUAAAGCUGGCCAGGAGUGGCUAGAUGGAUUUUUAAAACGCCAUAAAGACAUAUCUUUACGAAAACCGGAGCCUACCUCCGCAGCCAGAGCCCAAGCUUUUAAUAGACCUCAAUUCAAAAACACUGGACUAUGGCCAGUUGAUCCAGACAUAUUUCCAAAUCACUUUUUUGAACCAGCUGAUACAACAAAUAUGCCAAUAGCUUCCACAGCUGAUAACUCAGACUCAAUCCAGGAUCAGAACCUUCCAUCGUUGCCAAUAGAACCGGAGGCUGGCGAGAUUAUGGCCCAGGAACAGAAUAAGGCCCCUGAAUUUCAUCAAAGCCAUCCACUAGUUCUUGUAAACCAUCUACUUCAUCAGAUUCUUCAGACGCAAUAG